AUGGAUGGCGAGGCGCUAGAUCGGCCGUUCCAUUUCGUGGUUACUGGCCGCUAUAUCGCUGUUCACUACGAUGGCCAGACUUUCGCACUUGAUAGUAACCACCACCUCCGCGGUGACCUGUUUUAUCUAUCUGAUGAUGAGGAAAAGAUAAUAUACAAUGGCGCCUAUAUUGGCCACUUAAAGAGCCAUCCCGACUACCGAGAUGAUAUAUUUUAUAUCUGCCGUGAGGCACAGUAUCUUUCACAGAGCGGAUCGUGGACGGCCAGCAUUGCUGAUGCGCUCAAGGUUGAGAUUAAUCCUAUGAACAUAUUUGACGAUCCUAGCAACAUCAAUAUUCUGACAUCACUCUCUGAUCCCGUUAUCAACGAUCACAAUCCUAUCUCUGCGGAUGGUAUUGAUCUUUAUCACCCCAACGGAUAUUUCUGUCUCUAUCCCCUUACUGGUGACUGUCUCUGGACGGGUGAUGCAGGCGACUUCAAGUCUGAGCUCUUUUUUGGAGGGGAUAUAUACAGCAAUGGACAAAUUUUCCGCCUCUCCGUGAAUGGCGGGAAGACGAGGAUCAGCUCAGGUGACAAGUUCCUUUCUAUCACCCUUGGACCUGACAAGGCGGAGUACCUGCCCGAAGAGUGCCGGGAGCACAAUGCAUGGAGCAAAUGCCCGAAAUGUGCGCAUUGGUACUCCCUUGGCUUUCAAUCUGAACCUCAAGAUUGUUUCACUUUGAUCCCUCGAGGGCUUCCAAGCAUGUUUGUUUUGUACGACGGUGCAUACUAUCAUCGUGUUUCCGUCCUCAAGUCUAGCUAUGCCACGACAGAACGUGUUGAACGCAUAGAGGAUGCAUCGCUGUUCCAGUUCGUCAGUGUGUAA
Molecule: messenger RNA, 864 nt
Organism: Talaromyces proteolyticus
Lineage: Eukaryota; Fungi; Ascomycota; Eurotiomycetes; Eurotiales; Trichocomaceae
Exons: 1
Coding region: 1-864 (287 amino acids)
Source: RefSeq, a predicted model, not a curated record